Molecule: messenger RNA, 2440 nt
Organism: Paramormyrops kingsleyae
Lineage: Eukaryota; Metazoa; Chordata; Actinopteri; Osteoglossiformes; Mormyridae
Gene: prpf19
Product: pre-mRNA processing factor 19
Biological process (GO): mRNA splicing, via spliceosome; protein ubiquitination; DNA repair
Cellular component (GO): cytoplasm; Prp19 complex; U2-type catalytic step 1 spliceosome
Molecular function (GO): protein binding; ubiquitin protein ligase activity
Source: RefSeq, a predicted model, not a curated record
CACUCAGCGGCGGCAACAAGCUCGAGACAGACCGUGUGGCCGCGUUUGCAAGCACGCAGUUGAAAGGAAUAAAACCAAAUCUGAAUAAACCCUGCAAAAACUUAGUAAAUCACGCUGUACCCUGAGUAGGACAGACAGGGUGUGGAGCGGAGUGUUUCAGCCGGCCAGGUCUUUUUCAAGCCCGUUCAUAACUUGUGUUUUUCGCUCGCUGGUGGACGAGCGGCGGCUUUUCGCGCAGGAUGUCUCUGGUUUGUGCAAUCUCCAAUGAGGUGCCGGAGCACCCCUGCGUGUCCCCCGUGUCGAACCAGGUGUUCGAGCGGCGGCUCAUCGAGAAGUACAUCGCCGAAAACGGGGCCGACCCCAUAACGGGCCAGCCGCUUUCUGAAGAGCAGCUCAUCGACAUCAAGGUAUCUCAUCCCAUCCGACCCAAGGCUCCAUCUGCUACCAGCAUUCCCGCUAUCCUCAAGGCGCUGCAGGACGAAUGGGACGCCGUGAUGCUGCACAGCUUCACUCUCCGGCAGCAGCUGCAGACGACCCGGCAGGAACUCUCUCACGCCCUCUACCAGCACGAUGCCGCCUGCAGGGUGAUCGCUCGUCUCACCAAGGAGGUCACUGCUGCCCGUGAAGCCUUGGCGACGCUGAAGCCUCAAGCCGGAUUGGUCGUUCCCCAGGCUGUUCCGGCCUCCCAAUUGGCAGCUGUGGGUGCAGGUGGAGAGCCAAUGGAAGUUACUGAACAGGUCGGAAUGACCCCAGAAAUCGUACAGAAGCUGCAAGACAAAGCUACUGUUCUUACAACUGAAAGGAAGAAGAGAGGAAAAACGGUCCCCGAAGAGCUGGUCCGGGUGGAGGAUCUCUCCAAAUACCGUCAGGUGGCAUCCCAUGCUGGUCUGCACAGUGCCAGUGUACCUGGAAUCCUUGCUCUGGACUUGUGCUCCACAGAUACCAACAAGGUGCUCACUGGCGGUGCGGAUAAGAAUGUGGUGGUGUUCGAUAAGCGAGAGGAGCAGAUCGUGGCUACUCUGAAGGGCCACACGAAGAAGGUCACCUCUGUCAUCUAUCACCCCUCUCAGUCGGUGGUGUUUUCCGCUUCCCCGGACAGCACUAUCCGCGUGUGGUCCGUAUCCAGCGGCAACUGCGUGCAGGUUAUUAAAGCUCAUGAGGCAGGAGUGACUGGACUCUCUCUGCAUGCCACUGGAGAUUACCUGCUCAGCUCAUCUGAGGACCAGUAUUGGGCCUUCUCCGAUAUCCAGACGGGUCGGGUCCUCACCAAGGUUACCGAUGAGACUGCAGGCUGUGCUCUGACCUGUGCCCAGUUCCACCCCGAUGGGCUCAUCUUCGGAACCGGCACCGCGGACUCCCAGAUCAAGAUCUGGGAUCUCAAGGAACGCACCAACGUGGCCAACUUCCCCGGACACUCUGGGCCGGUCACGGCCGUGGCCUUCUCCGAAAACGGUUACUACCUGGCCACGGGUGCUCAGGACAGCUCUCUCAAACUGUGGGACUUGAGGAAACUGAAGAACUUCAAGACCAUUACCCUUGACAGCAAUUAUGAGGUGAAGUCGCUGGUCUUCGACCAGAGUGGCACGUAUCUGGCUGUGGGAGGCUCUGACAUACGAGUGUACGUCUGCAAACAGUGGUCCGAGGUCCUCAACUUCACCGAGCAUUCAGGCCUGGUGACGGGCGUGGCCUUUGGGGAGUAUGCCCAGUUCCUCUCUUCUGCUGGGAUGGACAGGAGCCUGAAGUUCUACAGCCUGUAAAACUGAAGAUUGGAUGGAGAGGGCAGGAGUGGCAUUUUAAAUUGGGGGGGUGGGGUGGGGGGUUCCACAGUAGAGUGAUAGUGCAUAUGAGGUGUGCUGGCAGAUAUCGUUCUGCUGCAAGCUGAGCCCUCUUUCAGAUUAGCUCGUAGUGCAGUGCUUCCCAAUCCGGUCCUUGGGGACAGACAGACGGUCCACAUUUUUACCGGGAGCUGGGAGGGAGCAAACACGUGGACUGGACUAUCUGCUGGUCCCCAAGGAGCGGACUGGGAAACGUUGCCGUAGUGCUUUGGAAUUUCAUACAAGUGGGUCGUAUCACGUUUGCAGUUCUCUAAUUUGGCACAACAUGGAUCUUAGAUUAUUUUUCCUCUCUGACUGUUGAUGCCAGCAAGGGGGAUCCACUAUUUUGUUUACUUCUGUUUUAUCUGCAUUUGCUGGUCUCCCCAUUUAUUUUUCUGUUUUUAAUGCCAAGGUAAUUGCGUGACCCAAAACCCUUUAGUUAUAGGCAUGGUGUUCCCGUGUACCAUAUUUGGCUUGAUAUACCUUCUGUUCUGUCUUUCUCUUUCUGAAAUGAUAGCGUAUGCUGUAUCACUUGUCUGAUGGAAUCUAUUUUGUUUAAAAUCGUGGCAACAUCUCUAAACCAAUGGCAUUUUAAAUCUUGGUUCUGAAUAAAGACAUGAAUCUUA